AACAAAGAGAACAGAGUGAAUAUUGCAGAAAUGUUAGAUAAUGAUAAGCAAGAAAUAUUGCAGAAGAAUGACAGAUGCAUGCUUUAGUUGAAAGAGAGUUGUAUUAAUCUGAAGUCAAUAAAGGAAGAUGUACCACAAGUACUUGAGUCAAAGAAUUGACAAUGUGAAGGGCAUGUUUCACUGUAUCUGCACAGAGUCUUUGUGCGUUUGAAGUUGGAACUCGAUGGCAUCGGUUCUCAACAACUCAUACCUACCGAGAACACAUCUAGUGAACAUAUGUACUACAAUAACUGAGUCCUUGUUUGCCAAGAAACAGUGUCAUGAUGAACCAGAGGAGUGCUCAAAGCUGCAACGCAAUUAAGAUUGCUCUUACCAGAGUGGUUCCCCUGUUUUGGAGAAAUUAAGUGCUAAUUCUUACAAAUUUCCAUUUCUAAAUCCUAUAACUUGAGUUCUUGAAUAGAUUUCCCCAGUUGAGGUUGACUUGAUUUCUUGGUGUGGCUAAGGAUGCAUUCAUAUUUUUAUUUCCAAUUCUUAAAACUUGAGCUCUUGAAUAGAUUUUCCAGUUGGAGGUUGACUUGAGAUUUCUUGUUGUGGCUAAGGAUGCAUUCAUAUUUCUAUUUCCAAAUCCUAAAACUUGAGCUCUUGAAUAGAUUUCCCCAGUUGAGGUUGACUUGAUUUCUUGGUGUGGCUAAGGAUGCAUUCAUAUUUUUAUUUCCAAUUCUUACAACUUGAGCUCUUGAAUAGAUUUUCCAGUUUAGGUUGACUUGAGAUUUCUUGUUGUGGCUAAGGAUGCAUUCAUAUUUCUAUUUCCAAAUCCUAAAACUUGAGCUCUUGAAUAGAUUUCCCCAGUUGUGGUUGACUUGAUUUCUUGUUGUGUCUGAGGAUGCAUUCAAUAUGGUGUUGGAAUCUGGAACCAGCAGAAAACAUCUUAAUCAGAGAAACUUUGUUUGUUCAGAGGAUGGAUCAUGAGCAAUUGAGGAUGCAUUCAAUCUGAAGAACCAGCAAAAAUAUGUUAAUCGGAGCAACUUUGUUUGUUCAGAGGAUGGAUCAUGAGGAAUUGAGGAUGCUUUCAAUCUGAAGAACCAGCAAAAACAUGUUAAUCAGAGCAACUUUGUUUGUUGAAAGGAUGGAUCAUGAUGAUGACCUACCGAAAUGGAUCGAUGCAUUUUAUCCGUGAUUGCCGGUACGAGGCUUUCGGUGUUUGUUCAUGACACUAAAAAAUGUCAGAAGCAUAUCUUAGCAUGCCAACAAGAAUUACCCCAACCAUGUGGAAGGAGAGAAAAUAAAUCACAAGCUUAGCUCUCAUUUUGAUCCUCGGAAAAUGAAACCAAAUUCAGUGAGUUCGAUCGUAUAGAAAAGAAAUGUGGCUGUACAAAUGGCAAUGGAAAUCCGAGUUCAAAACAAAGAAAGUUAGUUGUCUUCUUUAGAAUAGCUAAAAUCAAAGAAGAAUUCACUGCUUAAUGAUGCAAACUUCACGUUGGAGAAUGAAAGAUAUGGCUCUCCAAACGUUGUAAUUCCCAAAUCAAAGAUGUUUUCAGCCAUUUCUGCUGAUUGAGAGGGAACUGUGGAUGGCAUCAGCCUCAGAGCAGCAAAACAGAAGGUGAUUUCUUUAUCGUUGUUGGACAAGUAAACGCACGUAGGAAUUCUAUAGUUUGCUUGUUGAGGGAGCUUAGCAGCACAGCGGGAUCAAAGAGGAAACCGAAGACUGCCCCCUCAUUUCAUAUCAGGAAAAGAAAAAUGAAAGUUGCUUGAAUAUUAUUAUAUAUAUACAUUAUGAGGUUGAUAUGUGGGUGACGAAAGUGGUGACACAAAAGAAGAUCUACACAAGCUUUUGGUGAUGGCUUUAAGGUGGAUCCCAGUGGGAGGGUGAGAUAUGCUGCUGAAUGAUUGAUUACAUCUCAAAUGGUUGAUAAAUGGUUGGCACAGCUAACAUGAAAAUGACUGAAUAGUUCACAUAUCUUUUCAAGGAGUGGUCAGUGGUGGGUGACACAUUGCUUGAUCCACAUGCUAAACUCCUCAUGACUAUACUGGUCUAACACACAAUAGAUUAGUUGUUUCAGAUGUUCAUGGUGAUUGAUGUGCACAAAACUCUUUCCAAUGGCAUUCUUGAGUUGCAGAAUUUUUUUCUUAAAGGAUUUAUAACUGGUAGAGAUGAAUGCAUUGGCCGGUAAUAAGUUAGUUCCCUCAAAUUAAAAUAAAAAAAAUUCCUCCACUCUUCAUAAUGUUUCAUCAUUCUGAUUUAUCUUGGCCUUUUGAGAGUUGAUGGUCAUCUAAUAUGAUAGAGAAAAUUAAAGAAUUGCUUCAUGGUUUUGAUGUUUAUGAGGUGGAAAUAAGAUAGUUGGCAGCACCAUUUCUUGGUGGAAGAAGACAGCUUGUAACAAGGAAGCAACAGCAAUGUGGAUGUUUCAUAUUUACCACUGAAAAAUGAGAUAAACACUUAGUUUUGCUUUUGUUAUUGUGGCAGUACACUGCAAAGAUGAUGACUGCAGAGCAAACUUAAAUCGGAUUUCUUAAGGCAGUAUUAUUGGUUUUACUUGGUAAUAUGAAGUAGUUAUCCUAGUAAAGAUCUGAUGGAGAGAAUAGCAUAAGAUCAAAUGAAGUGAUCCCAUUAUUUUGGUUCCAUUUUUCGGUGAUUGAAGGUGCUUAAAUUUUUUUGUCUCUGCAUCAAACUACUGAUUCAUUCUGAACAGAAGAAAAAAGGUUCAGAUGUAGAUCAAUCAGAAUUUGGACAUUCUGAUCCAACUGCUACAGAAUCUUAGACUGAAAAGGAAAUCAUUAACCAGAACUCUGCUAUUCUUGAUUCUUUCUCAGCCACUUACAGAGUUUGAGCUGAACAAUUAUGAUGGUGGGGUGGGGUGGGGUUUCUCAUGCUGAUACAAUAUAAAAUGCCUCUAACUACUGAUGCAUGCAGGCAUAAGAACACCAAGCCGUGAAGGCACUUGCAGCACUUCAUACGGCAACAAAAACAAGUGCAAGUUGAUCAGCCUGCAAAGAUAAUUCUCUGUGGGUAAAAACCUGACAAUGGAUCUCCCAGCUUGCUUAAACCACUAACUUGCUCUGGUUAAUUAGGUCAGUUUGCUCUCUAACCGAGAUUUAGAAUUCCUUGUAACACACAAUGAACAUCCACUUUCACUUGAAUCACCCAUUACAACACUUCAAAGAAUGUUGUUGUCGCCUUCCGAUCCGACUCAAAUGUUCUUAGUGAUUUAGAAACUCGAAGAAAAAGAUGUUCAGCAUCAUUACAGCAGCACUGUUAUCGACUAAUUACUUGUGUUAUUUUAAUUACUUCUGUUCUCCUUGCCAAAUCAGACAUUUCCUGAUCAUUUAAUUCAGUUCUUGAUCCCAAAUCAAAUGCAGAGUGAGUACCGUGUCAAACAGAGGGAAACGAGUGCAUGAAUCUUCCUCGGCAUUGCCUUGCAGAAUCCACUGCCUUCUUUGACUUCUAACCCUUGUCAAGUGGCAUGGCGAACCUAAUCCUCAGCUACUCUCCUGCAGAGGUGUCAUCACAAACAGUCCUCAGUAUUCCUUCAAUCUCCAAAUGAGAACCCUGAUUACGUGAUCAGAAGAUGCAUGCAUGGAGAUAUUAAAAGAACGUGAAUUCCACAGUAUAUAUCCUUCUCUUCAGAAAUAUACAUCGAUUGGUAAGCCAAGCCAGCGAUAUUUAAUGUCGAUGUUGUCGGCUGUUUGCUUUGCGUUUACUUCUCUGUAUCAUCGGGUUUGUCCUAUAUAUUCUCAGACAACCCAAGAGACUGCUUGGUAUUGUAGCAGCAAUGGCGAGGUCUCUUAGUCACGAGGAGACGGGCAGCGUGAAGAAGGGGCCAUGGACACCGGAGGAGGACAGGAAGCUCAUUGAUUACGUGCAGAAGCAUGGGCGGGGGCACUGGCAUCGCAUCCCCAAGCUGGCCGGCCUGAACCGCUGCGGCAAGAGCUGCAGGCUCCGGUGGACCAAUUACCUCCGACCUGAUAUCAAGAGAGGCAAGUUCACCGAGGAAGAGGAGCAGCUCAUCGUCCACCUCCACUCCAUUCUCGGAAACAAGUGGUCGUCGAUCGCGACCAAGUUACCUGGAAGGACGGACAACGAGGUCAAGAACUACUGGAACACGCACCUGAGGAAGAAGCUCAUGCGAAUGGGGAUCGAUCCGGUGACCCAUAGGCCGACAACGGAUCUCAGCCUGCUGACGAGCCUCUCGAGUUUGCUCUCCGCUGGUAAUUUUGGCUACACGACGAGCCACUUGGAAACCGCUCUCAAGCUACAGGCAGAAGCUGCACUCGUGGUGCAGAGCCUGAUUCAAGCCCUGACAAGCAGCUCCACUUCAAACAUGGACCUGAUGAACCUCUUCGGAUCACCUUCUCACACAAACUACAAAGCCGGUGAUGGCUGCCUCGGCGGCUCAUUCAACCUUCAGAAUUCAGCUUCGGUGAUCCCUUACUGGAACAAGGACUCACAACCUGUUCCGGACUCCAGCUUCUGUAUGGAUGAAGGAGGGGUUACAGCUUGGAGUGCUUCGAGAACAGAAGAGCGUCAGAGCGCCAGUUCAUCGCCAGCUUCAAAUUCUACUCCGCCCUUCGCUUCAGCCUCUUCCGAGGCAGAGAAUGUUGACCUACUCAAGCUAAGUGAUAGUACAUACGCGAAUUCGUUGUCCUUCACACCAUUUGAGGCUUGGGAAAACCUAAACUUGGAUAGCCUCAUCAGUGAUCUUGGCUGGAAAGAAAUACAAGACCAAAUGCCAUGGCCUAAUGCAUAAACUUCAACUUGUUAGAUAGGUUUUGAGGUAUCAUUUUUUGAUGUAAAGCCUUGCUAUACAUAAGCACAGUUUUCUCUUCCCACUCAAAAUGUAUAGAAGACUAGAGAUGCUAUACAUGAUCUUCUUUUAACAAUUCUCUGGUUUGGUGGAGCUGAAAGGAGAAAGUAGGAUUGUGCAGCUGAAAGCUUGGGACAUUUGAUGAACUCGAUAAUAGUUGGUUGUGUUGGAGAUUGCUAAUUUAUUGAGAAGAUAGAUUUGAAGGUUUGACCUUGAUUAAAGAGACAAGUCAUCCAGAGCACCAAAGAGACAAGCAUUAGAGUUACAGAGCUCCAAAAUAUUUGGAUUAAUGUUUUAGAUCACCAGAUAGUCUUAAACUGAAAUCUCAGAGAUAAAGGAACAAAAUGAGGUGCCUUUUCUUAUCCAAAAGUCUGGGAAUUGUUCAGUGACCAUAUGAUUCAUUAUAUUAUAUUCGAAUAUAAAAAAAAUCAAAUAUGCAGCCAUAUUAAAAAUUUAAAAUCUGAUCAUUUGAUAUAUCAAAGCAAAUCUGAGUUUUACCUCUUUCCAUGAAAGAAAAGUUGCUAUGGGGAAUCUUUAGAGCAUCACAACAAACAGAAAGAACGGUUGAAGUGUCUGGCAGAAGAAGUCAAAGAAGGGCCAAAAAAGGACUCAUCAUAUUGACCAUCUCACAGCUACAAACUUCCACAAAGCCAAUAGUAGGAAGCUUCGUCAAAUCUGAUGGUGUGGUAAUGUCUUCGGUAGAUUCUAAUGCUGACAUUGUUUCCGGCCACAAACUCCAUGGGAGAACAGAAGAUGCAAACAAGCUGGCUACAGAAGUGUCUUUAGUCACAAACUCUUCGUGGCCACAUGGAGCAGAGGAUUUGUUGCAGGGAGCAAAUGCAAUGACUCAAACUUGCUGUGAUCUAGUUAGUAUAUUAAAGCUUCUGAAAGAGAGAAUAGAAGACAAAUAUUAUCACAGUAUGCAGCUUUGUAAGUACUCUUAGCCACAGCACAGUAACAAGUUAUUUCACUUGUGCCUAACAUAUAACCACGAAGUUAUCACUAAAAAUUUGGUGUUUAUGCUGUACCUAAACAAUUCCAGUGGUAGCACAAUCAAGAUGUGUCAAAUGGU
Messenger RNA from Musa acuminata AAA Group (dessert banana), 5874 nucleotides. Its product is annotated as transcription repressor MYB6-like. The transcript has 3 exons. The record is from RefSeq and is a predicted model, not a curated record. Bases 3771 to 4745 code for a protein of 324 amino acids. Lineage: Eukaryota; Viridiplantae; Streptophyta; Magnoliopsida; Zingiberales; Musaceae.